This is a messenger RNA of Porites lobata, 2432 nucleotides long. Lineage: Eukaryota; Metazoa; Cnidaria; Anthozoa; Scleractinia; Poritidae. The record is from the annotation of a GenBank genome assembly.
AUAUACACUGUGCAUUUAUCCCAAAGGACGCCAGUCAACUUUCUUCUCAUGAAUCUUGCCAUUGCUGACAUGGCUGUAGCAACGUUCUUUGCACCAAGGUAUCUCUUCAUCCACUCUAUAACUCAUCCAGAUGGAGCAGGUGGAUUACUUUUAUGCAAACUAUUGACGAGCGGAAACCUCGCCUGGGUUGGAGCUUCCUCUUCGGUCGUCACCUUGGUUAGCACCGCUUUUGAGCGCUAUUAUGCAGUGCUACAUCCUCAUGGAACCAAGGGAAAACUUACAAAGAACAAAGUUAAGGUGAACUUGCAUCCGUCUUUUUCUAAGUUCAUUAUCAAGAUGAUGUCCUUUGAGAGGCGUCGAUCAUUACUGUGAUGAAGAAUCGGGGGACUCAACAAAGCUUUAUACGGGGAGACACCACCCGACGUCCAUCCUGCCCUUACCUUUUUAUGUACCAUUUUGACAGACGGAAAAGGCACUCCUUUCGUGUACUUUCUAAUGACAAAUGGUACCCCUUCCACAUACCUGGUUUAGAACCUUUGCACCCCUAGCUUUUAAAUACUGCUAAAUGCACUGUCUCAAAAAGUUUUCACGACCUUCUCAAAGCCAUAAAAUGCAUCUCUUGGUCCUUUUGGCCCUUUUUUCAGACCAAAGUGACAGAAUUCUAUACUUUUACUAGCGAGUUCCCUACCUUUUCAUAUGCUGAAGCCUGAUUAACUGAGGUACCCCUUUCGGUCGGAACCUCCCCGUAUGAGUCAUUACUGGGAGGACCUCCCCCCGGGUGAGGAACACGUUUGUAUUUCAUUAAGAAUGUAUACCAGUAUCUGACCAAACCUUCAAGAAGAUGCCGUUCAUGGGUUUGUCUUACUAGUUUGUUUAUCAGUUCGGGCCUUGGACGAACGAUCAUCCAAGAUAUACUAUUGCUGGCCUUUUCCUCCGAGCUUUGCAACGUUCUGAGAGACACCGGUAUCUAUAAACUAUAUAUCUAUGAACAAAAUUCGUGUUUGGUUUUGCUGAACUUGUCAACCUUUAGGGGAAUGUAACUCAUAAUUUAUAAUGAUCAGCUUAUUACCCGCCUCAAAAUUUCAGCUGGGUAGAAAACAGCACCAAUCGUCUUCCUUGUGUUAUUUCAGGUGAUAAUUUCCUGUUCUUGGAUCUUUGGAGUUGUAAUCAAUAUCGUGGGGAUCCUGUGUGAUAACGUAAACGAAGAGAAAGCCUGUGCUCACAUAUGUCCCGAUGAAUGGAUGAACCGAGUGUAUAGUUCAACUUGGUUUCUGUUCGUAGCAUUUUUCCCAGUCUGUUUGAUGGCUACCCUUUACGCCCGAGUCGUGUACGCUUUAUGGUUUAAAAGCGAGAAUUCUACUGAAAACAGUGUCAGACAACAGGUUUGGAAACAUGGUCAUAUUGUCCUGUUUUCAUCUGUUUAGAGCUUUAGAUUCUAAGCUUACUCGUGGUUGUCCUCGUCUUAAGACGAGGACAACCACGAGUUCCCGCCAGCUUUUCUCAGUACUAUUAAGUAGUGCGCGCGCUUGAACCAGGGUCAUUUUGGCGGGAAAAGGUGAUAGCCUUCAUCAUUGUACUACAGGUUUUAGCGAAAACUGAUGUAGUGACGGAAACAAGUUAUCAAAAUGCUAGAAGUUUUAAAAGUUUGCGAUCUGGAGAGGGAUUAACUUCCUCAAUAAACAUAGCCGUGAAACUAUUCUGGUGAAAAAAAUAAAUAAAUAACGCUCUCUGCGGUGCCUGGUUUUUAAGAUGACAUUUAAGUUAAAUCUCGUUCUCGUUGUCUCCCUCUUCCUCGAAUCUAAAGUUCUCUAAUUUAACUGCAUCGCUACGAAAGGCUAGAGGUGUUACUGGAUCGAUCAAGGAUAAUUUUUUUAUGGAACUGACCAGUGCAUUUGCUCCAUUUUGCCACAGGCUCUAAUUCAAGCCUCCUGCCAUUCUAUUAAAUUAGCCUCUUAGAAUAAGGCGCCAAUAAUUAUCAGCCCGUAGCUUCUAAUAAGCUCCCAUCUACUAUAAAGAAAACGAGCACUGUAUGACGCUUACGUCUUACAAAUAACUUUUAUUAGAUGAUUUCGAGACAAUGACAAUUCUGACAAUUUGUCUCUCUUUUGCAGGGUGUGAUGAAGAUAAGAAAGCGAGUGACCUUAAUGGUUUUAAUUGUCAGUGUGGUAUUUGCUGUUUGCUGGCUUACAGACGCCUCUAACUUUAUUCUGUCCGAUUUUUCUGUCGUACGCACUUCCCUUCCAGUGGCGCUAACCAACACAUUGAUUUUGUUCAAUUCCGCUAUCAAUCCGAUUGUGUAUGCUUUGGUCAACCAGCGAUUCAGAAGGAAGUUCAAAAGUAUGAUCUGCUGUUUUAGUCGUCGAACAAGAAAUAUAGUAAAUCCAACAUUUCCAUUAACCAAUCCCACUCAGACGGCACUCUCACGUGACUGA